This is a messenger RNA of Pyrenophora tritici-repentis Pt-1C-BFP, 768 nucleotides long. RefSeq lists its product as uncharacterized. Lineage: Eukaryota; Fungi; Ascomycota; Dothideomycetes; Pleosporales; Pleosporaceae. The record is from RefSeq and is a predicted model, not a curated record.
AUGUCCUCCAUCCAGACUAUACCCGCACGCCGGGGUGCAGCCACCAUCAUCAAGGCCGGCCAAAAGAUCAAGAUAAUAAACACGCAUGGUAACCAAGUAGUCGACACGUGGGCUCUUGCAUUGCCUUCCACCGACCUCCAAACAGCAUCCUCAAAAGUCGAAGCACCUAUAUAUCCAAACGCAACUUCCGAUUCGCCCUCCAAGUACUCGGAUGUUGCCAAUGCCGCUGCAAGUGCACCUGAAUACAUGUCCAUGUGUCACUGUAGGGCGACACUGCUGAAAGUGACGCCCGCAGUAGGCGAUGUCAUGGUCAGCCAAAAGAGAGCGCCGAUGGUAAAGGUGGUCGAAGACACGAGUCCUGGUGUGCACGACACGUUGAUCGCAGCGUGUGACAGAUGGCGGUACAGCGAACUGGGCGUCAACGGAUACCACGAGUCUUGUACGGAUAACUUUUGGGAUGCGUUACAUGCGCUUUCUGCAUCGUCAUCUCUUGAUGCGGAGGAGAAAGAGGCGUUGGAAGCAAUGCAAGGCAAGCUAGGCGGUAGAGUCCCGGAUCCCUUCAACCUGUUUAUGAAUAUCCCCAUUACGCAAGAAGGCGAGGGGGCGAAGCGUGGCGUUAGUUUCGAAGAGCCCAAGACGAAGCCGGGUGAUUACGUCGUCUUGGAGGCACUCCGGGACGUGGUUGUGGUGAUGAGCGCCUGUCCACAAGAUGUCCUCACCAUCAACGGGAAGAACCCUGUAGAUGCUCAUUUCCAGGUUCUAGUCUGA